AUGGCAUUAGCGAAGCGAACGGGAAGGCCGUGCAAGAAGAAGUUGAGGAUAAAAUUGAUGACCUUACUGUGGAUGAGCCACAAGGAAGCUGGGAUUGAUGUGCGCCUCGGUGACGUUGGGUCUGCAAUUCAAGAGGUCAUGGAGUCAUAUGAGGUUGAAAUCAAUGGAAAGGUGUUCCAAGUUAAAAGUAUCCGAAAUUUAAAUGGCCAUAGCAUUGGAUGUUAUCAAAUCCAUGCGGCGAAAUCUGUUCCUAUUGUGAGAGGGGGAGAGCAAACAAAAAUGGAAGAGGGUGAAUUUUAUGCAAUCGAAACUUUUGGAUCCACAGGGAAGGGAUAUGCCAGAGAAGAUCUUGAAUGCAGCCAUUAUAUGAAGAAUUUUGAUGCUGGUCACAUUCCACUGCGGUUACCUAGAGCAAAACAACUACUGGCAACAAUUAAUAAGAAUUUCUCUACAUUGGCUUUCUGCAGACGUUAUCUUGACCGCUUAGGAGAAACUAAAUAUCUGAUGGCACUAAAGAACUUGUGUGAUGCUGGUAUCGUCCAGCCUAUUCCUCCUCUCUGUGACAUUAAGGGAAGCUAUGUAUCUCAGUUUGAGCAUACAAUUCUACUUCGUCCGACUUGCAAAGAAGUGGUAUCCCGAGGUGAUGAUUAUUAA
Fraxinus pennsylvanica is the source of this 654-nucleotide messenger RNA. The record is from the annotation of a GenBank genome assembly. NCBI's taxonomy places the organism in Eukaryota, Viridiplantae, Streptophyta, Magnoliopsida, Lamiales, Oleaceae.